Molecule: messenger RNA, 2193 nt
Organism: Penicillium taxi
Lineage: Eukaryota; Fungi; Ascomycota; Eurotiomycetes; Eurotiales; Aspergillaceae
Product: CCCH zinc finger and SMR domain protein
Exons: 3
Coding region: 1-2193 (730 amino acids)
Biological process (GO): negative regulation of DNA-templated transcription
Cellular component (GO): nucleus
Molecular function (GO): metal ion binding; RNA binding
Source: RefSeq, a predicted model, not a curated record
AUGGUUGCAGAAGAGCUCCUCGAUAAAUGCCUGGAAAUCCUUCAGGAUCAGGCUCUGGAUGAUGAGGAACAGGCGGAGAAAGUCGAGGAUUUCUUACGCGACAACUCGUCACUGUCUGGCUCCCCGUUGGAGAACGCAGUACUGGACAUAUUAUGGCGGCAUCGAAAUCGAACUCUCCCCGACUCUUCUCCUCCACCCCAGCGCCAUACAGUCAUUCGCAGGUCAUCUCCAGCACCAUGGCAGAUGGCAAGGUCCUCAACCCCUAUGUCCCCCUCAAAUCUUGGGACCAGUCCUAGUACCUCGUGGGUCCAGAGUUCGCGCGGGGCAUUCUCCCGUCCCCCACUAUCCUCAACAGUAUCCCCAUUUACAUCACCACGCCCUUCGCCUCGACUUGCUCUCGCACAGCCCAUCCCUCACUCGCCAAACUUGAAUGCUUAUGAAUUUUCGGAUCCAAGCCAAUUCUCUGAAUUUUACGGAGAUUUCGGAAAUGAUAGUGUUGACUGGCUGGUGGGAGAUGAUGCGAAGAGCACCACCUCAUCAAUAGGCGGUCUCAGCGUUUCUGGAUCACUGAGCGCUACCGCAGCAGAAUUUGUUCCCGACAUGAGCCCGCAUGAUAUUUUGCGCACUGUACUCGGUGAUAAACGAUCAAACGAUGAAAUCGAAGCAGCACUUGAAGCAAAUGGCUAUGAUCUCGCUGCAACAAUUUCAUCCCUUUCUCAAGACACAGAUACAGACCCGUUCCCCAAGCAAAUGGAUGAUGGUCGUAUUCUUGUCGGUAAGUCAAUGGCCGUGGAGCAAAUGCGGCCGAUCACACCGCUGGCGCAUGGUCGCAGUCCAGUUGUGUGCAAAUAUUUUCUAUCUACUGGUCAAUGUCUCCGUGCCGAUUGCCGCUUUAGCCAUGAUUUAACAAGCCAUUUAUGCAAAUACUGGGUCAUGGGUAGCUGCCUAGCUGGUGAUGGCUGUCCAUUCUCGCAUGAUCCGUCAGCUCUCGUUUCCACUCUCAGUGUUUCAGGAAGUAGCCGGCCAACUUCCCCACCAGCUGGCUCACCCUUCCAAGUAGAAAUCAGUUCAGAUGCGUUUCCACCUUUGCAGUCGACUGGAGGUUUGGAAGACCCAUGGGCAAAUCAAUAUGGAGGCCGGUAUCCAAUGCAUAUGUCUGGUCUUCCAGGGGGUAAAGUGCCACCUGGGCUUCACCCCGGUAUGGGUAGACGAAAUGCGUCACACUUGGGACGCCCCGGUUCCCGACCGAACAGUCGUCACCAGAACCGAGAUCUCAACUCUGCACCGUCCGUAGAUGAUCAAGACGCAUUUCCAACACUUGCCUCCGUCAGCGCUAAGAACGCAGGCAAAAAGCACCAUGGUAAGCGAGGUACUCACAAUCUUGACACCAAGGAGAACGUACCUUCUUCUCUAGCAGAUGUGGUUCGAAUGACUCCAUCACCUGUGCCCAGCAAGGGGAAAUCUGGCUCCAAAAAUGCCAAAGAUACCAAGAGUCGUGAGCACAGUGCAGCUGCUCAAUCCAUUCCUGCGCCACAGAAUAUCCCCUGGCUUGAAACCGGUGGCCGAGCUAACCAGCAGUAUAUCAAGUGUCGCACAGAAGCGAUUCGCCAUGGAACUGUUCGAAACAAAUUCCUACAAAGUGCGGCUCAGGCAUGGAACCGUAAUGACGCGCGUGCUGCGAAGGCCUUGUCUCUACGGGGACAGGCUGAGAACGACGCAAUGCGCCGCUGCCAUCGAGAAGCAGCGCGCCAGUUAUACGACGAGCGUAAUCAGCAUUUACUCCAGGCAGGCCUGGAGGAAUCCUCAGAGGAGCUAUACGUCGAUCUGCACGGUCUCCAUCCCGAGGAAGCGAUUGAAUAUCUGGAGAAGAUUCUCCUCAAGCAUGCACGCGAAGGUCUUCGGGUUGUCUAUGCUAUCACAGGAACAGGCCACCACUCGAAGAAUGGCAAGGACAAGAUUGGCAAAUCUGUCAAAGCCUGGCUCAACGAAUGGCGGUAUCUCUUUCGAGAAUUCAGUGUGCCCGGUGAAAGAGGCGGUUAUGUCGGUGGCAUCCUUGGUAUUGAUCCGACUAGUUAUGAUAAAUCUUUGGCUCGGAGCUUGGAGCGUGAAGAGGCCGAAGAGGACCGACAACCUACUCUUUCCGGCAAGAUUCAAUUGCUCAAGCGUCAGGAAAUAGAAACAAGAAACCAAUGA